CAUUAAACGACGUUUUUUUAAGUUUUUGUUCAAAAUGUGUUGGUUUAGUACAUUUUGUGUCACUAUUCCAGUCAUUCCAGUGCAUUUACAAAAAUUUCUCUGGCAACACUGGUCGGCGUCGCGGAAAAGAAGAUUUAAAUAAAAUAACCUACAAUCUACAAAUAUUUGAAAUAAACAAAACAAAAACUAUUUAAAUCAAUUUAAAUCUUAAAGAUAAACCACAUUGUCAAACUUUUAAUAUGAAUAUAAGCUACACUAGGUUGCUGAAGGAAGAUUUCGAUAAGUCUUGUAAGGAUCUAGCUUUAUAUCUUCUUGGGAAAAUACUAGUUCGUAAAUUACAAGACAACACAAUUCUGAAAGGGAGGAUAGUUGAAACUGAAAGCUACCUUAGAGGUGAAGAUAAGGCAUCACAUUCGUACAAUGGAAGACGGACUGAAGCAAAUGAACCCAUGUAUAUGCCAGCAGGUACCUGUUAUGUGUACAUGACUUAUGGAAUGUAUCAUUGCUUUAACAUAUCCAGCAGGGAACCAGGUGCAGCAGUACUUUUAAGAGCCCUGCAGCCUUUAUCAGGUUUUGAUGUUAUGGAGAAACACAGAGCUCAAAAAUCUAAAUCAAUAAAAAAUUUCAAACCUACCAAAUUAUGUGAUGGACCUUCGAAACUGUGCAUGGCAAUGGACAUAACUAAAGAAUAUAUCAAUAAAUUAGACUUAACCGAUUUAAAGAAUGAUAAAUUGUGGCUAGAAGAUGAUCCAGAGUUUGAACAAAAUUUUACAGUGGUGCAUUCAGCGAGAAUAGGUAUCAAUAGAGCAGAAGAAUGGAAUACAAAGCCACUUAGAUUUUAUAUUCUUAGUAAUGACAGUGUCAGUAAACGUGACAAAGCAGCAGAACUUCAAUACAAAUAAAAUUGUUGAAAGUAUUAUUUUUUUGUACUAUGUAUUGAAUAAUUUUUAUACUUUUAUACGUUUAAUUUAAGAUAUUAUGUGUUAUUAUUACUUAUUUUUUUUGUUAUCCAAGAUUUAAAAUGUUUUAUUUUUUUUCCUAUUUUUGUAUUUCAUCAGUAAACCAAAAAUAUAUGGAUGGUUUAGUCAUCA
Diabrotica virgifera virgifera (western corn rootworm) is the source of this 1091-nucleotide messenger RNA. RefSeq lists its product as uncharacterized. NCBI's taxonomy places the organism in Eukaryota, Metazoa, Arthropoda, Insecta, Coleoptera, Chrysomelidae. Gene Ontology annotation, biological process: base-excision repair. Gene Ontology annotation, molecular function: alkylbase DNA N-glycosylase activity; DNA binding. The record is from RefSeq and is a predicted model, not a curated record. The transcript has 4 exons. Bases 240 to 902 code for a protein of 220 amino acids.